CUAGCCAUUCACGCGGCGCGCCACAUUUCGCUGAUUCAGGUGACAGAAUAUGUCGAAUAAAUACUUAUUUCUAAAAUCAGGAUUCCCGCGAGCACCUUUUGGUCUCGGGAUCGGACGUUAUGUCUGUCAAUUACAGAGAAUAACUUUAAAGUUUUGCAAAAACCGAGGUUCAAGCAAGGGAAUAAGAGGCUUCAUAGAACAUGAUCUAGUUAAUUAUGCAAAAGAAAAUCCAGGAGUUGUAGUAUAUGUUAAACCAAGAAGACACAGGCAACCAGUUAUAGUAGCUGAAUAUUUGAAUGGCGAUAGACAAUGGACGGAGAUUGCUAAUUAUAGCCGGGAAGAUGUUAUAAAAUGGAUGGAAUUGUUACGAACGCAGUUUCAUAAUGGUCCUUCGUUGAGAUUGCGUAAACUAUGGCACACAGAAUUCCCAUCGAUUCAGGGACCAUGGACACCAUUUACUUUUAGAAAUCCUAUGUUAAACCUGUCUCAGUUUCCUAAUAAAGAGCUUGGUACAUCUGUUAAACUUGGUCCCACAGCAACGGAACAACUUGUCGAAUUAUUCAAGGCUCAGCAGUUGGCUGAUAAUGCAGUUGAUUCCUGCCAAAAUGUUGAAGAAACUUCUAUACAUGUUCAAAGAACAUAAUAUUUUAAACAAUUUUA
Messenger RNA from Trachymyrmex septentrionalis, 660 nucleotides. It is a transcript of the gene mRpL43, whose product is annotated as 39S ribosomal protein L43, mitochondrial. Gene Ontology annotation, biological process: mitochondrial translation. Bases 50 to 643 code for a protein of 197 amino acids. The transcript has 4 exons. Gene Ontology annotation, molecular function: structural constituent of ribosome. The record is from RefSeq and is a predicted model, not a curated record. Gene Ontology annotation, cellular component: mitochondrial large ribosomal subunit. NCBI's taxonomy places the organism in Eukaryota, Metazoa, Arthropoda, Insecta, Hymenoptera, Formicidae.